This is a messenger RNA of Alexandromys fortis (reed vole), 5265 nucleotides long. RefSeq names its product carboxylesterase 3 (gene Ces3). Lineage: Eukaryota; Metazoa; Chordata; Mammalia; Rodentia; Cricetidae. The record is from RefSeq and is a predicted model, not a curated record. The transcript has 13 exons. Bases 74 to 1768 code for a protein of 564 amino acids.
GGAAAGGGGUACUAUAAAAAGCAAGUCCUCUCCUGCUUUCCAACUGCGUCUUCCACUGUCAGUCAUAAGAAAUAUGGGGACAGUGGUACAAGCCCGGCCCAGUGUCCUAGUCUGGAUGGCCUGUCUACUUCUGGCAUGUCCUGGAUCCAAAGCCACUCAGCCUGAAGUGGAUACCCCCCUGGGUCGCGUGAGAGGUCGGCAAGUAGGUGUGAAGGGCACAGAGCGGCUGGUGAACGUCUUCCUGGGCAUUCCCUUUGCUCAGGCACCACUAGGCUCCCUGCGGUUCUCAGCCCCACUCCCGCCACAGCCCUGGGAAGGCGUGAGAGAUGCCAGCACCAAUCCCCCAAUGUGCAUGCAGGACAUAGAGAGAACGAGUAACAGCAGAUUCACCCUCAACCAAAAGUUUCAGAUCUUCUCUAUUUCCGAGGAUUGCCUGAUCCUCAAUGUCUACAGCCCCGCUGAGACCACUGCAGGGGCCAGACUGCCGGUCAUGGUAUGGAUCCAUGGGGGCUCUCUGGUAGUUGGCUCCGCCACCUCUCAUGAUGGAUCAGCCCUGGCUGCCUAUGGGAAUGUGGUAAUAGUCACUGUCCAGUACCGUCUCGGCAUCUUUGGCUUCCUCAGCACCGGAGACAAGCACAUGCCUGGCAACCGAGGCCUCCUUGAUGUGGUGGCCGCUCUACGCUGGGUGCAGGGAAACAUAGCCUCCUUUGGGGGCGAUCCCAACUGCGUCACUAUCUUCGGUAAUUCUGCUGGUGGCAUGAUCGUCUCAUCCCUGGUCCUGUCUCCAAUGUCUGUGGGGUUAUUUCACAGAGCCAUAUCCCAGAGUGGGAUUAUUACCAACAAGAUAUUGAAGGAGAUAAACCCAUGGCCUGAAGCUCAGACCUUAGCCAACUCCUUGGGCUGCAGCUCCGUAUCCUCAGCUGAGCUGGUGCAGUGUCUGCUACAGAAGGAAGGAAAGGACCUUAACAAUCAGAAAAACGUGAAAGUUUCCUACAUAAGCAAUGACUCCUUCUUCCCACAAAGCCCAGAGAAGCUCCUAACAGAGAAGAAAUUCCCCACUGUGCCCUACCUCCUGGGAGUCAACAAUCAUGAGAUUGGCUGGCUCAUGCUCAAGGUCUGGAAUUUCCUGGAGAAGUUGGAACACUUAAGCCGGGAGGAGCUGCUGGAGAUUUCAAGGCCCUUUCUGACCAGUGUGGAGGUGCCCCCUGAGAUUAUGCCCAUUGUCAUAGAUGAAUACCUAGACAAUGGCUCAGAUGCACCAGCCAUGCGGUAUGCCUUCCAGGAACUGGUAGGUGAUAUCGCGUUUGUCAUUCCUACCUUGAUCUUCUCAAAACACCUCCAAGAUGCUGGGUCCCCUGUCUUCUUGUACGAGUUCAAGCAUACCCCCAGUUCCUUUGCGAAGUUCAAGCCUUCCUGGGUAAAGGCUGACCACGGGUCUGAGAGUCCCUUUGUCCUUGGAGGUCCUUUCCUCACAGAUGAGAGCAACUUCCUGGCCUUCCCAGAGGCCACAGAGGAAGAGAAACAGCUGAGCCUCACCAUGAUGGCCCAAUGGACCCAGUUUGCACACACAGGGAACCCCAAUGGCAAGGGGUUGCCCUCUUGGCCCCAGUUAAACCAGUUAGAACAAUACUUGGAGAUUGGCCUACAGCCGCGGAUUGGGGCGAAGCUAAAGAAGAACCGGCUACAGUUCUGGACAGAGACACUGCCCAGAAAAAUCCAAGAGUGGCGCCAACAACAGAAGAGCAGGAGAGCGCCAGAGGAACUCUGAGGUGGGGCCUGCCUGGACCUUCCUCACCUGGGCCAACCCAAAGAGCGGUGGAGUCCCAGGAGGACAGCCUCUUUCUGUUUCUACCCGGACACUUUAACCUGGACCAGGCUGAUGCAAACACACAAUCCUUAAGGCAUGAGCCUCUGCAGGACAGGCAUGGCGCACUAGUGAAAUGUCACCACACUGGUUUCUACCUCAGGACCCUUGCCCAAGCUCCUGCUUUUUCCUGAGGUGUCUUGAAUCCUUGCUCCACGGCAAGGUCCAGCACAUCAGUCAAGCUCUUCAGAGGAUCUGUUCUCCUGGGAAAGCUCCUCUACCUCCUCUAGGCCAUGUGUGCCUGUUAGAACCCAGCCUACCACAAGCUCACAACAGCCAAGGCUGUGUCCUUGUCCCUCCCAGAGGAGGUCUCUGAAAAGAGAAGUUGAUAACCUCACUCUGUCACCACAGCAAGAUUGGCAGAACCUGGAGGCAGGGAAUGUUUCAUAAAUGAAUGACAGACAGAAUCUAUGAACAUGGGUUCUAGAUUUGAACCCGGACCCUUCUUCAGGCACCAAAAUCAAUGUCCCAUCCUCAAUAAAUGUCCACCCUGGCCAAGAAGGUGACCUCUGAAGGUGGAGGUCUUGGGGCACAGGGGGCCCUAGCUUCGAACUGAAAGACCACCGGUGUGGGGAGACUCUCACUCAAGUCUCGGGAUAACACGACCCCCCAAGAACUCACGAGAGACCGUCCUUGCUGCAAUCACACUAGGUUUAUUGACAGGAACCAGCACUGUGGCCGAGACUCAUAUCCCAUGCAGACCCUGAGUAGCUGGGAGAGGAGGUAGUUAAGGGAAGAAACCACAACCCAAAAGGGGGUAGGGAGAGCGUCAUUGGAAAAUUCCGAAAAUACCAGUGAUAAUCACAAGGGGGUAACUUCCAGUUUCUCAAGAUUAUAAUCUAACUUGAUGGUCAACUAAUUCCUGUAACACAAGUCACUGAACCGGCUAACCUAGGUUUUUGGCUCUUCUCUUCCUGCUAGAUUUUUGGCUCUAUUUUUUCUGCUAGAGGGGUCUGGAUUUAUCCCGGUCUUUCAGAACAAACCUAGCACCUAGAGGUCUCUAACCAGGACCUAAUCCCCUCCUUUCUGCUGGCUGGUCUUUGCCUCCGCCCAAGGCAGAACAGAAUCCAGCAAGAUCACUCUCACCAGAUACUAUCUUUCCCUUUAGGGCCUGGCCUCUAAGCUUACACCCAAAGGACAGGUACUCUACCCUCACCUCCCAGCAGCAGAGGACAAUCAGUCCGCCUGCACCUCAGGGGAGCUCCAGGACACAGCGGUGAAGGCCAAGACAAAGGUCUGGCCUGGUACAGCAGGCUUGUUUUCAGAGUAGGAUAUUCAUAUCCUUUUUAAGAAUCAGUGUAUUGUCCCCUUAAAACAUCUGGAUUCUGAGACUGGGGAGGAGGAUAGCACAGAAAUAGAGAAAUAGAGCCCAGCACACACUCCAAACAAAUCUGGAUUUUGAUCGACUUCCAAGUAUCUUGCCUUGAUCCAUAGUCUCUCAGUCAGACUAUAUCGUGGCUGCUGAUGGGUCCAUGGAAAGCAUUUGUACCUGAGGCAGUUAUGCUAUGGGGAGUCACUUGGAGCAAGGAGAGAUGCAGAGCAGAUGGGCUCUGAGCCUUCCUUGUCACUCUCCCUAUUCCAAAGUUCCCCAUGAUUUUCUGGUCCUCUUAGGAUGAGUUCGAGGUCUUCCCAAUGCAUUAAGGGUUUGCUGCUCUCAACUCCUCCCACCAAAGAAGUUUGUCCCCAUAAGCUGAUAGGGAGCUAUGAAGAGGGACCCAGUGUGUGUUUCUGGUGACACACGAGCUGUGACAAAUAGGCCAGGCCUGACUUGGGGACAGAGGGCAUCUAAGCCAAGACCUGAAAGAUAAGCGGAGGUUACUCAAAUGGGCAAGCCAAAGUAUAAACAGUGAGAAGCAAGGGGCAAAAGAAGUCCUUGACUAAGAGGACUCAAUAGGAGAAAGGCCUUAGAGCAGUGGUUCUCGACCUUCCUAACCCCGCGACCCUCUAAUACAGUUCCACACGUUACGGCAACCCCCAACCGUAACGUUAUUUUUUGUUGCUACUUCACAACUAUAAUCUGCUACAGUUGUGAAGCAUGAUGUAAAUAUUUGAUAUGCAGGAUAUCUGACUUUUGACCCUUGUAAAAGGGUCAUUCAACUCCCAAAGAGGUCAUGAUCCCCAGGUUGAGAACAACUGGCCUCGAGGAAGACGCUGAGGCAAUACUGCUCUAUUUGGACAGAGUGAGGUUAGAUUAUCAGGGACCUUGACUAUGAUCCGGUCUUGGACUUAAGAGCAAGAGGACCCAGAAAGACUCUCCUCACUGUGCAGAAGAGGGGGCAGGACAGUAGAGUCGGGAAGGGAAAGGAAGGAGGAGCCAUUGCAUUUUCCAAGAUGGAAACCACUGGUAGGCUCUUUUGUUUUGCUGAGACAAGAUCUCACUUUGUAGCCCAGGUUGACCUGAAACUCACUGUGUAGCCCCCAGCAGGCCCCAAACUCAUAGCUCCUGCCUCAGCUUCUCAUGAGCAGGGAUCACAGGUGUGCGCCACCCCAGCAGGUUCUUGGUGGGCUCUUGAUUGACAGCUGUCAGACAUGAUGACUAAGGGGAUGCAGAGGCGAGGGGAAAAGACUCCGUGGGAUCAGUGUUUGCUGCUCCGGGAGCAGAGGGUCUGGUGUGUGAUGGCUCCGCCCCCUGGCCUAAGGCUAUUCCACACCCACUCUGAUGCUGCCAACUCCAGAGGUUGGGAAAAGAAUGCACUGGUGAGGCCUCAGCCCCUGCCUGGUGAGAGCCUCUCUCUACUCUGGGAGGAAUAGCACGGCUGGAAGGUUCCCUGGGAUUCUAUGCCUCUUGUCUUCCCAUUUUCUUUUCCUGGGUCACUACCCCUGAGAUUCACUGAACAUCCCUCCCGUGUUGGCCAGAGUGUCCUAGCAAACAGACAUUCUUGUUCCAAGGAUGCAGCAGUCAUGUAAAACUGAGGCUCCAAUAGAAGGCACAGCUUCAGACAAGGAGACUGUUGGGUUAUGGAGCCUCCCAUGGAGAGGUGGCCGAAAGGGUUAUGUGCUGGUGUGUUGUGGACACCAGGGGGCGCUGCAGGACAGGGCUAACACGUGCUAGAACUACGUAGGUAUAGCUCCCUACAAACCAAGUCCAAGUUUCGCGCCACACAAUCUGAGUCUGAUUCAUGCACUGACUGCUAGGCUUUUAGUGUGAAUCUACGGUUUACUGGAUAUUUCAUUUUGUCUUGUUUUGGGGUUGUUUGUUUGGUUUUGGUUUUUGGUUUGUUUGGUUGUUUGGUUUGGUUUGGGUUUGGGUAUUUUGUUUGUUAUGUUUUGUUUUGAGACAGGGUUACUCUGUGUGGCCCUGACUAUACUAGAACUGUCUCUAUAGACCAGGCUAACCUCGAAAUCAGAGCUCCACCUGCCUCUGCUUCCUGAGUGCCAGAAUUAAAGUCUUGCACACCACC